AUGGCCUCUCCUCCGAUGCCUCUAGAUACUGCCCCGGGAGUCGUCCGCAACACUCGCAACCCAGUAUAUGACGAAGACUUCACUUUCUACGGUUUGACACUGAACGAACUAGCCGGCAUGUCGCUGCACUUUGUUGUGCUUAGUUUCGAUCGGUACAGUCGUGAUGAUGUCAUUGGCGAAGUGGUUUGCCCUCUAAGUGGAAUCGACCUACAACAGAUUGAAAACCAACAGGUAGCCCUCAGCCGGGAAAUUCAGCCACGCAGCUUGAAGAUCCGAGCCCAAGGCCGUGGCGAACUGUUGAUUUCACUCUGUUGGCAACCGGCUGCCGCGAGAUUGACUGUCGUCUUGCUGAAGGCUCGCAACCUCCCGCGGAUGGAUGUGACGGGACUAGCGGAUCCGUACGUCAAGAUCUACCUUCUGUACAAUGGACAGCGAAUCGCGAAGAAGAAAACACACGUCAAGAAGCGAACACUCAGUCCGGUGUUCAACGAGAGCUUCGCGUUCGACAUCCCAUCUAUGGAGGGUUCUGGGGCUACCCUGGAGGGCGUUUCGCUCGAACUGAUGCUGCUCGAUUGGGACCGAGUAACGAAGAACGAGGUCAUCGGCCGGUUGGAACUCGGUGGUCCACGCAGCACCGGAUCGGCGCUGAACCACUGGAAGGAGGUGUGCAACUCGCCACGCCGGCAGAUUGCCGACUGGCAUAAACUACGAGAGUAAGCAGGAGGCAAUCUUGGUUUAUAGUUUUGAAACAGCUGAAAAGGUCUGUUGUUAAGUUAUGAUUUCCAGAAGGUUUUGUUCAGUGAAACAAUAAACAGAUUAAAGUGUUUGAUAUAUUUUGACAUUUAUCAAGCAUUAAAUUAAAAGGAUUUUUUUAAUUUUGAAGGAUGAUAAACAGUAAGAGUUCUGUUCAUAAAGAGUCUCAUUUUUUUCCAAAUUUACCAUGAAGUGAUAAAAUGUAAUGAUUUAAACAAAUUAAAAAUGAUCAACUAAUGACUGGUAUCACCUAACGAAAUAAGCUUCUGUAGUUUGGAGACUUAGACCAAAAUUAUGAAGCAAGCUUGAGAAAGUUUUAACGCAUAAACGUGUAUUUUCAAGUCCAAACUGUAGUGAACGAUAGUGCAGUAUAAAUUUAAAAAGAACCCAGUAAGAGAAAAAAAAAUAAUGAAAAAUAAAAUACCAUAAAACCAAAUGUACAACUGCUUGAACAUGUGCUAAAAGUUAGCGGAAAGUGAAAUGUUUGGAGGCGACGUAUACAUAAAAGUUACCGCAGACUUCAGGAACAGAUGAAAAAUUUCUAAGCUUUGUGGUCAACACUUCUUGCUUUCUCAGAUUUAAACAAUACUAGGGUAGCGAAGAGUUAGCCUAUGUAGGUGUCAGUGAUGCUAAUGCUAACAUGGACGAUUCAUACUUCAGCUUAUAUGACCAGAAUCCAUAGAUUAAUGCAAAUAGUUGCACAGAGUUGAACGAAAUAUAUUUUCAAAAUGCACACAUCCGUACAUAAUGUAAACGCGCAAUCAACCGCUAUCUGAAAGGUGAAGUAUUUUUACCUGUUAUCACGAUCACACGUGACAAACUGUGACAGUGCAAACAAAACCUACACAAACGUGGAGUGGAACCGUAGUAACUGAAAAUUAAACGAAAAUGAUCCGUAGAGGUCAGCAGCAAAUCAGAAGUGUAUUGAGAAAAACAAAUUAAAUUUUCUGAUACUCAUUACAUAGAUGUAUAAUAACAAUUAGUAUAGUAAGUUUAAUGUGGUAAUCGUUGGGAUGUUAAAAAAACAGACAAACAAAGAUCGCAAAAUAAUUUAAUGGCAAAAGAAAACUAUGAUUAGGACUGACUGACUAACGUUAUGACUUCGAGCGCUUGGUUGUUAAGGCAGGAAUUAAAAUAGAACGUGACGGGCAGGUAGAAGUAUAGAAUAGGAUCAGUUGUUUUUAACUGACUAUUCUCUGAGGACUAAAGUAAUCUUCGGUUUUGCGACCCAUACUUUUGUAAAUAGUGUUACUUUUGUAAUAGAGCCUGUUAUUCUCGCCUAGUAUUUUCCGUCGGAAUAGCUCUGCCAUACCUGUAAAAGAUAAUGUUUCAUGCCAUAAAAAAAAAUCUCAGAAUUAUUUAAUCACAAAGAAGAUAUAUUCUGUUAUCAAAGAUCAGGUUAAACGAUAAAUAAGAGUUUACAAAUUGUCAUGGAAUACUCGAUUUUAACUGAAAUUGAAAAUACCAUAUAAUUCGUUACCAGAUCAACUAGGUAUAAUAAAAAAUCUUCCAAUUUCAACCGAUACGACUGGCUAACCUUAACACAUUAUAAUAAUGCAAGGAAGGACACUAGCCGUUACGAUCCCAGUAGGGCUUCAACUGAACUGAAACCAUUUGAUAUCUAUCGAUUAAAGAUUGUCUACAGAAAGUCAUCACUGUUUUAUCUGUUUGUCUGUGUUUUAACAGUGUAUUAUGAAACUAAUUCGUUGUUGCUAUUACAUACAAUACAUCCAGCGUUGCCAGGUAUCCAGAUUUAGCUGGAUUAUCCAGAUUUUUGAACAUGUAUCCAGGUAGAUAGCUUUGAUGUCCAAAUAUUCAGAUUUUUCAUGGAUGAUCCAGAUUUUAUCCAGAUUUUAUUUUCUCUGUUCCGCAAAAAGGUCAUCACUUCGAUUUUGGCGCGAAAUUUUGCAAUUUUGUCACCACAAAUUUUGCGUACCCCAAGACUUUUAUUCGAAAAAUUAACCUUUCACCCCACGAAAUGACUGCCAGAUUUUUUCCAGAUUUUUAUUUUGCCUUUUCCAGAUUUUUUAAAAAAUGACCUGGCAACGCUGACUACAUCAUCCUUUCUUUUUUUCCGAUUCUCCGUACGAUUUCCUACCGGUUGCUUUAGCGAAAUUGUUGCUAAUCAGGAAGUCUUAGAUCAGGAAUAAUGCGAUUUAUUCCAUCAACUAAUUAGUGAUGCAAGUUGCAAGUUUUUAGUUCAGAUUUUUUUCUAUUUUCAUGUAAACAAAAUUGAUUGAAUGCGUGAUUUAAAAAAAAAUACCGCACAGACAAAAUUCUGCACACAUUUUGAGGAAGUCUGCAUGUCUGCAUGAAUAUAAGGAGAUUCGGACAAAAAUUUACAGGAACUACGAGAAUACUGGAAACAUUUAGCGCUUUGCAGAUUAAUUUGCACAACUUACAUUCAACCGCACUCAAAAAACAUUUUACGAAGUUUUAAACAGCUGAGCUUCCAAUAAACGGUUUGAUGAUUGUUUUUUCAACGUUCGGUAAAUUUUUUGUAUGUUGAACAUUAUUAACAAAGAGUCAAAUUUUGUACAUUCAGUAGAAAUUUAGAGCUCUCUGCAAAUUUGAAAUGAAAUGACUGAAAAUUUGAAAUGAAAUAACUAACUAAAAAUUGAAAAUUAAGUUCAAAUUCGUAUUGACCGCAAAUUAUUUGAAGAAAUCAAACCAAGAUUCCUCUCUAUGGUAAUGAAGCAUUCAGCUUAUACGGUUUGGCAUGAGUUCAACAUUCACUCUCCUUAUUAUCACUUUCCUUGCUAUUUAAAUAAUUGUCAGCUUUCAUCAAAAUAUACUAUAAACCUGGGUUGAACCCGCGGAUUACGGCUCGGUGAUGAUGUAUUUAUUUUUAAAAAACGCUUUCUAUAAUCACGCUAGAGUGGAAAGACCAGACAGUAGGAAUGGAAAAGAAGACGUCUAAAGCAGUACCGAUAGGAUUAAGGAAAAUAAAACAAAAAAAAAAACGUUUUUGCGAAGGCACUAUAUGAAAGUAAAACGAAUCAAAUUGGAGUAAUAAUACACAACAACCAAACUCAUAUGAUAUUCAAACAAAACAGUAUAUGCAAACCAAUUAUCAACAUUAAAUGACGGUAGAGCCAACCGCUCUACUAGCUUUACUCUGUUUAGCUUGGCGAAGACAGAGCAAAAUGUGAACGAAAACCACAAAAACACAUACCCAUUUUUUCGAAUGUAACCAUAGAGGUAUAGCUGUAACUUUUUAAGCAUAUUUUACAUAGUAUAGCAUAAGAAAAUCAGUACUAACCCAACUAGACCAUAGACUGCAUAAGCUUAAUUUGUUCCAAUAAACGCCGGAGUAAAUUUGUACUCCACGGAUUCUAUUGGCUUUCGCCUACAGUAACUCACCGUAGAUAAAAUUGUUAGCACUCUGUAGAAGUCAAAAAUUGGUAAUACUCUGCACUUGUUAUGCCUGUUACUUGUUUAGGUUUCCAACUUAUGCUCUUAAUAAGAGAUAGCAAGAAAAAAAAAACCAUUUGUUGCUAAUUGGAAUGUAUUAAAAGAAAAAGAUCCGCUAUUUUUUCUGUAUUUAACAGAUUUAUUUACAGCAAGGAAAUGCGUAGAGUAAAUGUAUAUAACGUAAAAUUCGUACAUUAUUCUCUCUAUUUUAUGUUAUGACUCACAUAUAUAAAGAGGAAAUUAACAAUAAAAGCCUGUAAAAACAUA
Messenger RNA from Wyeomyia smithii (pitcher-plant mosquito), 4434 nucleotides. RefSeq names its product synaptotagmin-11-like. NCBI's taxonomy places the organism in Eukaryota, Metazoa, Arthropoda, Insecta, Diptera, Culicidae. Gene Ontology annotation, cellular component: axon; synapse; membrane. Gene Ontology annotation, molecular function: SNARE binding; calcium-dependent phospholipid binding; phosphatidylserine binding. Gene Ontology annotation, biological process: vesicle fusion; calcium-ion regulated exocytosis; cellular response to calcium ion. The record is from RefSeq and is a predicted model, not a curated record. The coding region runs from base 1 to 717 and encodes 238 amino acids. The transcript has 2 exons.